UAGGGUUAUGUGAUAUCAGGUAAAAAAAAAUCAAUAUUCUCCACCUUUUGUGUACCUAAUGUCCCAAUAGUUAUGGAUUGUACGUGUUAGCAAACCACUAAUAGGAUUUUUAGAUUAUAAUGGAAUUGCAGAAUAUUAAAUAUGCUCAAAAAAAUGAAGAAUUGCCUCCAAUUAGCAGAUCAAAUCAUUCAUCCAGAAAUACAAUAAUACAGGAUCUCAAGAUGCUAUCCAAACCAAUAGAUAUAAUUGAUAGGAUUGAUCCAUUAGUAUUAGUUGCUCAAUAUGAAAGAGAAAUUAAUAGGAUGAAAAGGAAUCACUGCCAGAUGUUGGAAGACUUGUAUAAAGAAAUAAAUAUUUUAAGGUCUAAAAAUCGAGACCUUUUAGAUGAAUUAAUAUUAAUGAAUGGUGGUAAUUAUUGCUGUAAACAUUUAGAGAGUUUGAGCAAUACUAUUAUGAAAUCUAGUACAAGUAAUAAUCAAAAACAAUUAAGUGAUAUUCUAGAUAGUGCUAAAAUUGAAGAACAUUAUAAUACCAGUAUUAUUGAAGAGUCUAAUAGUAACAAGUUAAAAAAACUGCCAGAUAUAAUAACCUUUGAAAAUAAAUGUAUUUAUACAAAUACUGAGAAGAAAUCAAAUUUUAGUUUGGAAAAUCAAUUACGUCAUUGCAAAAAGCCUAUAAAUGUACUUAGAAAAAAAAACCCAAACUAAAUUUGUUUAUUACAAAUACCAAAUACAUUUAUAGUUAUUAAUCAAGUGU
This is a messenger RNA of Adelges cooleyi (spruce gall adelgid), 756 nucleotides long. RefSeq lists its product as uncharacterized. The transcript is spliced from 4 exons. NCBI's taxonomy places the organism in Eukaryota, Metazoa, Arthropoda, Insecta, Hemiptera, Adelgidae. Bases 120 to 707 code for a protein of 195 amino acids. The record is from RefSeq and is a predicted model, not a curated record.